Molecule: messenger RNA, 141 nt
Organism: Elephantulus edwardii (Cape elephant shrew)
Lineage: Eukaryota; Metazoa; Chordata; Mammalia; Macroscelidea; Macroscelididae
Product: 60S ribosomal protein L39-like
Exons: 1
Coding region: 1-141 (46 amino acids)
Biological process (GO): translation
Cellular component (GO): cytosolic large ribosomal subunit; ribosome
Molecular function (GO): structural constituent of ribosome
Source: RefSeq, a predicted model, not a curated record
AUGUCUUCUCAUAAGACUUUCUGGGUCAAGAGGUUCAAGCAGAACUGUCCCAUUUCUCAGUGUAUUCAAAUUAAAACUGGCAAUAAAAUCAGGUACAACAUCAAGAGUAGACACUGGAGAAGAGCCAAGCAGGGUCUCUAA